AGGAGAAGUAGCCCAUAAAUCUUUUAAUUUGCAGAAAAAUGAUGGUGAUGAUGAUGACGAGUCGUUUUAGGCCGUUAUUGCUUGGAUUUGUUGUCGUUUUGGUUGUGGCAAAUAGAGCCUAUGGAGAAGUAUCUCAAUACAGCAUAAGAGAGAUUGAUAGAGUAAAUAAGGAGGGUCCAUAUUUAGGUAUUGUAGUGCCAAAUGCAUUUGAGAUGAACCCUCUUCUUCAAUCUCCAAGCUUUGAGCCUAAUCUUCAGCUUCCCUAUUUGGACUUCUCAGGGAGAAGAUUUAGGAUAGGGAAAGUGGAAAAUGUGAAGGUUAUAAUUGUCAUGACUGGAUUAAGUAUGAUAAAUGCAGGUGUAACCACACAAUUACUGCUAAGUCUAUUUAAGGUGAAUGGCGUUCUGCACUAUGGAAUUGCAGGAAAUGCAAAUCCUUCACUUCAAAUUGGAGAUGUGACUAUCCCUCAAUACUGGGCUCAUACUGGCCUUUGGAGUUGGCAGAGAUUCGGAGAGGAGCCUAAUGAUCAACUCCCUCUGGAAUCAAAUGGAGAUUACACUCGGGAAAUCGGUUUUCUUGAAUUUUCCCAUUUUAACAACAGAAGCAAAUCAGUAGAAAACCUUUUGAACAGAGUUUGGUACCAACCUGAAGAGAUCUUUCCUGUAAAUGGAAUUCCUGAAGCUAGAGAGCAUGCCUUCUGGGUUCCUGUUGACAACCAUUACUUUGAAGUCGCCAAGAAACUUCAGGGUUUGAAGUUAGGAGGAUGCGUGAAUUCAACUUGCUUGCCAAGAACACCUAUGGUGGUGAGAGUGGAAAGGGGGAUUAGUGCCAGUGUUUUUGUAGACAAUAGUGCUUACAGAGAGUUCCUUAACUCUAAAUUCAAUGCAACCCCAAUUGACAUGGAGAGUGCAGCAAUUGCCUUGAUCUGUCACCAGCAGGAAAUUCCUUUCAUUACUAUAAGGGCUCUCUCUGAUUUAGCAGGCGGUGGUUCUGCUGUUUCUAAUGAAGCUGACAUCUUUUCCUCCUUGGCCGCUCAAAAUGCUGUUGAUGCUUUGCUUAGAUUCAUUGCCUUACUGUAAAGACAUUGUAUUUCAUUAUUAGCUUUUUAAGUUUAAAAAUAAAAUGGAAUAAUAAUUGUAUUGCAUGUUAAUAAUUAAUUUCUCAUUUUAAAGAA
This is a messenger RNA of Jatropha curcas, 1174 nucleotides long. RefSeq names its product Phosphorylase superfamily protein. Gene Ontology annotation, biological process: nucleoside metabolic process. Lineage: Eukaryota; Viridiplantae; Streptophyta; Magnoliopsida; Malpighiales; Euphorbiaceae. Gene Ontology annotation, molecular function: catalytic activity. The record is from RefSeq and is a predicted model, not a curated record.